AUGGAGCGCAAGCUAUCAGCAAAAGCAACCAAAAUACGCCACCGUCUGACCUUCACUAGAAGCAGCUCCGCGCGUGGCCUGGAAUCUACACUAGUCUCACCCAUUGAAGCCCGUUCAUCAAGCAGUCGCCCCCGGUCAGCGACGAAUCCCGUGUCUCCCACCCAUGACGAGUCAACGUGGGACAGCAGGAACCCCGAUCCCUUCCGGGGCUACAGCUUCACAGAUGAGCCGGGUUACUUCCGCCCUGCAUCACCGUUCAUUGACCGCCAAGAGAUCGAAGCAGACCUCGAAGCUGAUAUCAAACAUGCAUGUGCUAUGCUAUCGCACACCAUUGACCGUGGCAUUCCAGCCGGAUUGUCCUAUGGGAGCGCCGUGCCACUCUCGACAGAUGGACAAAAUCCCGCUGGUCAGUCUAGUGUCGAUGUAGCUCCUUCAUCUUUGACACAGAAUGUUCUUCUUCUGCCGGCGCCCAAACCAACCGGGCCCGAAACAGAAAGCACGGAGAGACAUGAUUCCGGCGUUAGUAUGAGUUUCAAUUCUCCCCGCCAACCAGCCAGACCACACGGCAACAACGUCUCGCGCGCAAAUAGCUCAGCACGGUUCUAUAACAAACAACCCUCCGCUUCACCACCACACAGCCCAUCAUCAGAAUGCCGCUCCCGGUGCCAGAGUCUAGCAACAACGAUCGAAGAAGAUAACCAACGGGAGCGAUCCUGCUCGUCAAGCCCGGUUCCAUUCCAUUACAGUCCGCAAUUCAACAGCGAGUGGCCAUCCAAGCCAACGACGCUCGAUAGCCCAGUCAGCUCGCUCAACGAAAGCGACGCCAACACGAAUGCGAAUGCGAAUGAACCUGACACAUCCUCUCCAGCCAUAUCCCCACAAGAAGCACCAUCUAUCGGCGGAGCAGGCAGGACCCGGAUUCACCCUAGCAGAGACAUCCAACGCCCCACUGACGAAGAAAAGCCGACAGCAGCCCAAGCCAAAAUGCCAAAGCCAGUGACCCGCUUCUACAGUGCCUACAAUCAAACAAUAGGGGAAUCCAACUCCCGCGAAUGGCCGACGAAGAAUUUCUGGGAUGAUCGGAACCCGAGUAUUUACAGCGAAGUCUCACUGCCUUCAUCGCUGGGCACUAGAAGUGGUACAAUGUCGAGACCCGAAACAGGUAACUCGAGAUUGGGUAGUGCAUCGACGAAUGAGGAAAAUUCGCCUGGCGGAUACCGGUACCAAACGGUUGUCGGGCCCAAUCGCGGAAUGUCUUACUCGGCUUCGUGUUUGGGGGAUGGGUACAAGCACCAAGAGUGUGUUACCUCCGUUACUAUGGCCGGUGUGCCGGUCAAAAAUAACCGGCGCAAGAAGGCUUCACUUUUGUUGAGGAGGUUGACUGGGCUGAGGAGGAAGGAGAAUGAAAAUGAGAAUGGAGUUUCCUGA
Messenger RNA from Penicillium hordei, 1428 nucleotides. RefSeq lists its product as uncharacterized. The record is from RefSeq and is a predicted model, not a curated record. NCBI's taxonomy places the organism in Eukaryota, Fungi, Ascomycota, Eurotiomycetes, Eurotiales, Aspergillaceae. The coding region runs from base 1 to 1428 and encodes 475 amino acids. The transcript has a single exon.